Molecule: messenger RNA, 2650 nt
Organism: Aethina tumida (small hive beetle)
Lineage: Eukaryota; Metazoa; Arthropoda; Insecta; Coleoptera; Nitidulidae
Gene: IKKepsilon
Product: serine/threonine-protein kinase TBK1
Exons: 2
Coding region: 386-2563 (725 amino acids)
Biological process (GO): peptidyl-serine phosphorylation
Cellular component (GO): cytoplasm
Molecular function (GO): ATP binding; protein serine/threonine kinase activity
Source: RefSeq, a predicted model, not a curated record
AGCUGUUCUGUUCUAGACAGUGUUGCCAAACCUAUUAUUUUCCCGUAUGUGGUACAUUUAUCUUACUAUAAUUUAAUCUAAAUACUUUAGAUAUAUUAUCACCAAAUAUUCAUAUCUAAUUAUUUAAUUUAUUUACACCAGUAAAAAUACAACAAACCGAUGAAAAAAGAUUGAGGUUACUGUAUGUGAUUUAAUUAUCAGGAGGUUGGCUCGAAUGCGUCAUCACUAUUAUUCUGUCAAAAUUGUGUGUUGUGGACGACAAUCAUAUGAGCAUUUUCUUUGUGUACUACAAACUACAUAACAACUAUGUAACCAAGAAUGUAACAGUCAGCAACAAUCAAAUCGUAACUACGUAAAGACGAGUCGCACCCCCACAAUUCUAACAAUGUCGUCAUAUUUACGUGGUUCCCCGAAUUAUGUCUGGUCAACCACCAGCAUUUUGGGUAAGGGUGCCACGGCCACGGUCCAUCAGGGUGUUAAUAAGGUCAACGGUGAACCGGUGGCCGUAAAAACGUUCAACCACAUCAGCACACUUCGACCCAUGGACGUUCAGAUACGUGAAUUCGAUGUGUUAAGAAAGGUGAAACAUGAGAAUAUUGUUAAACUCUUGGCCAUCGAAGAAGAACAGGAGAACAAGGGGAAAGUCAUUGUUAUGGAACUGUGUACUGGUGGCAGUCUGUUUAAUAUUCUGGAAGACCCAGAAAAUACAUACGGACUGGAGGAAAAGGAGUUUUUACUUGUGUUAAGACAUCUGUAUGCUGGCAUGAAGCAUCUGAGAGAUAACAAUUUGGUUCACAGAGAUUUAAAGCCGGGAAAUAUCAUGAAAUUCAUUAAAGACGAUGGAACAACCGUUUACAAGCUGACCGACUUCGGUGCCGCUCGAGAACUACAGGACGGUCAAUAUUUUCAAUCACUAUAUGGCACAGAGGAGUACUUACAUCCAGACAUGUACGAACGGGCGGUCCUGCGGAAGCACGUCAAUAAAACUUUUGGUGCCACCAUAGAUCUAUGGUCCAUUGGUGUUACUCUAUAUCAUGUAGCCACCGGCAGUCUACCGUUUAAACCGUAUGGCGGACGGAAGAACAAGGAGACAAUGUACCACAUCACAACAAAGAAGGAGAGUGGAGUAAUAUCAGGGAUUCAAACAAAAGAGAAUGGCCCAAUCGAAUGGCGUCGGGAGUUGCCAAAGUCCUGUCAGCUGAGUGUGGGACUGAAAAAGAUCAUCACACCUUUACUAGCUGGAUUACUGGAGGCAGAUGCAAAAAGAAUCUGGUCGUUCGACAGGUUCUUUAGCGAAGUGAGUGCAGUACUUUUAAGAGAACCAGUUAAUAUUUUCCAUGUGAACAAAGCCCAACUGAUAAAGGUCUAUAUUCAUCCAGAUGAAACUUACUUAAAUCUACAGGAAUAUAUCACCGAACAGACUCAAAUGGACAUGGAGAGUCAGAUAAUACUGUAUCAAUCAACACUGUUAAAUGAACUGGUGAAAGAAAAUACAAGAGCUUGCGGUUAUCCUAAAACUACCGAGGAGGAACCAAUGUUCUUGUUUAAUAAAGAAAAUAACAAUAUUAUUAUCGAAUCGGAAAUUGAUGUGCCCAAAUUUAAUGACUUCCAAGUGGUGGUGGCUGUUGAAAGCGACGCCUCUCAAGCUAAAGUUGCCUGCAGUAUUGGUCAUAUAUGUAAAAAACUAGUAGAGCGAUUUUCUCUAGCCUGUAAAUUAAUUUGGGACACCAUAGAUAACUUUACAAAAUAUAUAUAUGAGGAACUAAAACAAUUAAACACAGAAACGGUUCAUUUAAAAGAAAAAUAUACUUUGAUUAGGAAAUAUGCUGAAAUUGUUGAAUUCUCUCAAAAACUAACAAAAUAUAAAUCCGGCAAUUAUUUAAAUAACCUGGAGGAUCUUAGUAAGGAAUUUUUGCAAAACACUGCUGUCGGUGUAACGACAUUGUAUAAAAAACAUUGUGUGGAAAAUAACUUGAAAUUGCAGUGGGAAAGUUCAAGUAGAGAAUUAAAAUGCCCUUAUAAAACUAGAGCGCCAGCCAGAGCGCGGACGUUUGUGGAAAAUUUGAGGGACUCGUGGCAAAACCUUGUUAGAGACAGGGCAACCAGAACGCUGUCAUACAAUGAUGAACAGUUUCAUAUAUUGGAAAGGAUUAAAAUCACUCAAACUAUUAAGCGUAUGAUGGAAUUGCUGGAGAAGGAGGUUAAGCCAUUAUAUGAGCAACUGGCAGAAAAUUUUGGCGACUGGUAUAAAAUGGCUCAAAAUAUCCAACUUAAGGCGGGUAUUUUAAUAGCUGACGUUGCUAAAUAUGAUGAAAGACUGAAGGAUUUCAGUGACGAUCUUUCUAUAAAUAAUAGUGAUUUUAUGGACCAGAUUAAGAGUAACACACAUUCUAAAAAUCCGGUGACAAAAGAAAAUAAAUCUAAUCAGAAGGAGAAAAUUAAAAGUAUUUUUGCAGAAUAUAAAAAAACAACCAAAGAUAUAAAAAAUCUUCUAAAUGAAAAUCGAGAGUUAGCUGGCGAAUUGCAAGCUAUGAGCAUCUUCUACGACGUGCCGAAGUUGUAAAUAUUUUUGUAUUUUACAUUAUGUGAUACUUAUUUUUUAUUUUAUUUCUUAUAUAUGUACGAUAUACAUGAUUAUUUAAUUUUUAAA